AUGGCAAGCAAGGAUACAGCGUCACAACACUUUUUGACUUGUUUGCUCCAGACACACGACGAUACGAAGAUGCAGUGGCCUUUUUCAUUUUUCCUAAUCGCACUUGCAGCUGUGGAUACCGCUGCCCAAGCAACAGGUCAAGAAGUAGAGAUCCUGGUUGGCGCGGGGUGCGCAUUCUCCAAUUACUCGACCUUGCCAAAUGCGACCAAAAGCGAGCCUUCCUAUCGUCUACAGCCUGACCCUGGGCUCGGGGAGGGCAUCUACGUGCUGCAUUUCACGCACUUCAACCUUCCCGAAUCCGAUCGUCUGGUACUUUGGGCUUCCGAAGAUCCAGAGACGACACCAGCGGUGGCCGUGCUGUCGGGAAAGAAUGCAACGGGCAACUUUCACUCGACCGCGAUAUCGGGGAACGGAGUCGUCCUGGAACUAUUCAAGACUCCGGUAUCCGAUCAAUCCAGUUCGACUUCGUGUCGAGGCUUCACCGUGGACCGAUUGCUCUUUACCCCGAAAGAGCUCGUGGAUGAGGCGCAGCACCUGCAAGUGGCUGUCAAGGUGCCACUAACCAACCUCUCCAAUACGACUGACACCAAUGACAACGAUCACAUCAACAACGAAAGUCUAUGUGGUGCGGAUGAAUCCGUCGAGGCUGCUUGUGCGCCGAGUGCUACCAACAUUGCUGAAGGAGCCAUCAUGCUGGCCAAGUCGCAACCGGUUGCGCGACUGUCGAUAAGUAAGGAUAAUGGCAUGGUCAUCGCUUACUGUACGGGCUAG
Molecule: messenger RNA, 771 nt
Organism: Peronospora matthiolae
Lineage: Eukaryota; Oomycota; Peronosporomycetes; Peronosporales; Peronosporaceae
Source: the annotation of a GenBank genome assembly